AUGGCUGGCCAGGAAGAGCAACCUGAGUUCGGUCGCAUGGACUCGAUGAGCGAGCUUGGCUUCAUCGGGAGCGACGUCGAUGAGGAGGACAGCGGCAAGGCGAUUUGGGAUAAUCUCGUCUCCCAAGAUGUCCCAAGUGAACACACAUCUACUCCAGAUGAAAAGUUUCCCAUUGAGGUUGACGACAUGCACUUUCCUUGUGAUAUACAAUCUAAAGCAGAGGUCCAUAUUGCUUGUGGGACUCUAAAAGACCCAUCAUACAGAGCUAUUUAUGGAUGCUGCAAUUAUGAGCAAAUUAUUGGACUUGGGAAUUCACAAUAUACACUGGCCAGGCCAUCCACAUCUCAGAGAGUCUGCACUGAUAUUUUUUCUGGUGCCAUUGGAUCCGACCAUCUGAAUCUUCACAAGCAUACAACUGCUGAUGGAAACACCGAAGCCAGGUCAGAACUGAAGAGAAAUGCCAUUGGAGGUUUAUUAGGUGAAGGGAUUCUAUUAGCCAAAUCAGGAAAGCAUAUUGAGGAACAUAUGGUGUUGGCUCUUUCUGCUCAGCCAUACAACCCUGUGUGUCCUGUGUCUCAAGGUGUUAGUUCCUACAAUUCAUCUUCCCAACACAUUGUCAGUUCAUCAGGAGUAGCUAAAUAUAUUCAAAAUUCAGGUCAAGAAAUGCAAAUUGCUUGUGAGAUUGCAAAAGAACCAGCACAUAUAGCUUUAUAUGGAAGCAAAAACCCUUACGAAUCGACUAGACUCAGUGAUCCCCAUGAUAAAUUCAUUGUCCCAUCUUCAUUUCAAGGAGUCAAUAUUGGUACCAUCUCUAACACUUCAUCAGGGAUGAACUUCCCAACCAAUAGUGCUAAAGAAAGCGCUGAAUACAACCAAACGGAAAUUCAGAACCAAAUGGAUGGUUAUCAGAGGUUUGAAUUUGGCUUAGGAUUGAACAGGGAUGAUGUUGGAUGUUUAACUAUAACAGGGGUUCCACAAAAAGGGCAACUUGGGCCAAACAUGGUAAAGGAUCUUUCUGCUGAGCCAUACCAGCCUGUGUUUCCUGUCUCACAUGGUACUAGUGCCAGUUUGUCUUCAAAACAUCCAAAUGUGACAAGCAAGUUGUUAGAAAAUCCUGAGUAUCAUUCAAGGAUACCUUGCACCCAACCUUCAUUGCAACCAACCAUCAAAGUUGUAUCCACAUCAAUGACACCCCAUGUUGAAGAGCCUUGUUAUCAAGAAAAUUUCUGUUUGGCAGACAGUUCUCUUCGUGCUCAAGGAAUAGAUGAUGUUGGGGUUGGCAACCCAAGUAUGUCCUUACUUUGCCGCAUUGCCGUUUCUUCCAAGUAUGCAGAAAACAAAUCUCCCACCAUGAUUGAUAAGGUGCAUGCUGAUAUUUCAAAAAUAGAGUCCACUUUGGAUCACCAAACUUCAGCUAACAAUAUGAAAAUUCAAUAUGCUCCUCAGGCUGCAAGACAACCGUCACAACAAUCUCUGCAUGCUGAUGUUGCCAAAACAUACUCACCUUUUGGUCACCAUUUUGCAGCCAACAUUAAACAGAGGCAGUUUGCUCCUCAAGUUGCAACAAAACCAUCAUACAUGUCCCUACAUGGAGGCAACAAUCGCAACCUAAAGACUGGAUCUGGCAGUGAUUCCCAGACAGAACUAAUCAGGCCAUCCUCAUCUCAUAGUACUAAUACCGACGUCAUCUCUAGUGCAUUGCCAAAGUUCAACUUGCAAGGUAAGAUAAUGAUGGGAAAAACUGAUUUCAAACGGCAAAAUCUUCAAAGACAAAUUGGUCUCCAUGAAAACACUACAUCUCGCUAUUUUGGCAUGUACCCUAAGUUACCAAGAAUGUUAUCUUUUCUGCACCAAAAAUGCUCUGAAUUCUCACCACUGAAUCGUGCUACAAUAUACAGAAUGGGUAGAUACAAUACGAACUAUAACUUACCUCUAAGAAUGAAAGCACAUGCAUGGGAAGCUAAUGCUACGUAUGCUCUAUCUAAACCCACAAGGCAAGUCUACCAAGUAUACUUUGAUUCUGCAGAUCAGAAUCAUCAAUGUGUUCAUGAAAUGGACCUAGAUGAAGCUACAAAUUCGAACAUGUUGACUGCUAAGCAACAGCUUGAGAGGAAGGUUCAAAGGAACCUUCAGAGGCAUUGUAAGAAAAUCGAUGCAUCUGAAGCACGGACACAGCAUGGCAAUGUUGAGACUUCUAUUAGGAGGGACCCAGCUAAGGAAUUUCUUGAAAUAGUAAGGCAUCAUGAAGCAUGCUUCGUUUCAUUUUAUCAUCCUACUCAUAUACCAGCCCAUGUCAUGAAAAUGUUCGAUCAGUGCUUUGGUGUUGAUAUGAAAAAGGAAAUGCCAUUUCCAAAGAGUUAUCCAACACGAGGUUAUGGUACUGUAGGGCUUGCUCAUCAGAGUAGCACUUUUGGUUUGGAAAGAUCUGAUUUGGAUUCCACUCUCCCACAUGAAUCCAAAAGUCUAGACAAUGAGGAGCUAAAUGCUUUGCUAUUCCAAAGGGAGUUCAGUAGUUUAAGCAAAGGGAAUUAUCGGCUUAUUCACAUAGAAGGCCAUGUGUUUCAAUGCAGCAUUGAUCAGUGUGGAAGCCGCUUUAUACAGCAGAAGCUUCCAACAGCGACACCUGAAGAGAAAUUCAUGGUCUUUAAAGAAAUCAUGCCUCAUGUUGUUGAUCUGGUGAUUGAUGUCUAUGGAAAUUAUGUGUUGAAAAAGAUGAUCGAGCAUGGAACCUUGUUCCAAAGGAGAGAAAUUACUGCAUGCUUUUUUGGACGUGUUUUAAGCUUGAGCUGCCAACUGUAUGGAUGUAGAGUAAUCCAGAGGGCUGUAGAACUUGCUGAUCUAGAUCAAAAGAUACAGAUUGCCAACGAGCUCAACAAUGAUAUCAUGAAAUGUAUACAUGACCAAAAUGCAAACCAUGUUGUCCAGAAAUGUAUAGAGCAUGUGCCUCCACAAUUCAUACAUUUUUUUCUGGACAGCAUGUAUGGGCAUGUUGUGCAGUUAUCAAUUCAUCCAUAUGGAUGCCGUGUCAUCCAGAGUGUUCUGGAGUACUUUCAUGACCCAUCAAUACAGGAGACUUUUCUUAAAGAGAUUAUAGAGGAUGUUUACUGUAUGGCAAAAGACAAAUAUGCUAACUAUGUUGUGCAGUACAUUUUGGAACAUGGGGAAGCCCUGGUGCGAUCUGCAAUUAUAAAGAGAUUUAGUGGGAAAGUUAUGACCAUGAGCAAGCAAAAAUACGCUUCUAAUGUCAUUGAAAAAUGCUUGGUCUUUGGUAGCUAUAAUGACAAACAGAAGAUUAUUAAUGAGGUCCUAAGCACAAGUGGUGAAACUGAAGCUCUUAUGGUUAUGGUGAACGACCAAUAUGCUAAUUAUGUUGUGCAGAAGGUUAUUGAGACCUGCGACGACCGGCAGCGAAAGCUAAUACUCGAGUGCCUGAGGAUGCGCCAUAGGCAGAUUCGCCACUGCACCUAUGCAAAGCACGUCGUUGCACGCCUGGAGAGGCUCAUCGAAGCCGGGGAGCGCACAAUGAUGCAGCCCUGGCGCCGCCGCCCCCGUCGACAUGGAAAGGAGCCUGAGCUACGCUGACGCCUGACGACGAUCUGGAAAUGAGUUUGAGUUGCCGGCUGAAGAGAUGGAAACUUCUAUCCCCUGCUGUUCCUAUCUGCAUUUUAUUAGUCAUACUCUUGUGGAAAUUUAUCAAAUAAUCGAGACUGCUGUGAUAAUGAACUAGCCAUGCCCCUGCCUGCAAUGUUAGUACCUGGCAAUGAACGCGAAGACCCAUUCGAUGUCUAUGAUGUCAUGUCAUCUGACCCUGCAAGUGCGUG
Molecule: messenger RNA, 3821 nt
Organism: Oryza brachyantha (malo sina)
Lineage: Eukaryota; Viridiplantae; Streptophyta; Magnoliopsida; Poales; Poaceae
Exons: 9
Coding region: 1-3582 (1193 amino acids)
Biological process (GO): post-transcriptional regulation of gene expression
Cellular component (GO): cytoplasm
Molecular function (GO): mRNA binding
Source: RefSeq, a predicted model, not a curated record